This is a messenger RNA of Biomphalaria glabrata, 5854 nucleotides long. Its product is annotated as neuropeptide F receptor-like. Gene Ontology annotation, molecular function: neuropeptide Y receptor activity. NCBI's taxonomy places the organism in Eukaryota, Metazoa, Mollusca, Gastropoda, Planorbidae. Gene Ontology annotation, biological process: G protein-coupled receptor signaling pathway. The transcript is spliced from 5 exons. The coding region runs from base 378 to 1580 and encodes 400 amino acids. The record is from RefSeq and is a predicted model, not a curated record. Gene Ontology annotation, cellular component: membrane.
AAGGAAGAGAGAUAGAGAGAGAAAGAAAGAGAGAGAGAGAGAGAGAGAGUUGACACUCGCGGGCGGGGUUUCCUCUUAUCUGACGACAUGUGGAGUUGGAACAUAGCUGAUUGAGAUAGUGUGUCCUUUCGUUGUGUGGCAUCUUGCCGUCAGGAUGACCAGGGAGUGAGUGUCUUAUCACUGACCAGGGAGUGAAAGUCUUAUCAGUGUGGCGAUUACCAUGUACCUUUAAUUAGUUGGAUUACCUGGGAUUACUAGAAACGAGGCCACAUCGAAAUCUCAUUUCUUGUAAAUACUUGAUGAGGAUACUUUGAUAGCAGGUCCACACAAAACUUGGACAGAGUCCCAGUAAGUGUUGCAGGAGAUCAGAAGCACCCAUGUCUCUUUUCAACGCCAGCAAUGAAAGCGACGACAGCAACGAUUGGCUGGAAAAGGUCCUCCAGGACGACAUGGUCAGGCGCCAUUUUGAUCCCGUCACCGAGACACUUCUGGUUCUGUGUUUCUCUCUGCUGAUCACCUUCGGUUGUCUUGGUAACGGUUUGGUAAUGUUCGUGGUAAUAAGGAACUCAAGCAUGAGAACGCCGAGGAAUAUCUUCAUCAUCAACCUGGCCAUCUCAGACUUCACUCUCUGCAUGUUCACCCAGCCACUCAACAUGUACCUGCUGCUGUACAAACACUGGAGUCUGGGUCAGUUCAUGUGCAAAUUUGUCACCAUGGCGCAGGGCACGAACCUGUUUGUCUCCACCAUCAGCAUCACAGCCAUAGCUCUGGAUCGAUUUCAGGUGAUUGUGUAUCCAACCAAAGAUAGUAUGAAGAAGUUAGGAGCAGCUGUUGCCCUGAUCUCCAUCUGGCUCAUUUCUUUCCUGAUAGCCAGUCCAGCCUUGCUGUUCUCAGUGGUGGAAAGGCGACAAGUCCUACAGGAGGUCCCCAACGUCUUCUUCUACUACUGCCUGGAGGAUGUCAGCAUGGAGAUUGAGAAAAGAGCCUACAGUGUGGCCCAGAUGGUCGUUCAGUACGUCCUGCCUUUCAUCAUCCUAAGCGUUGCUCACCUCAGAAUCUGCAACAAGCUCCGCUAUCGGAUGGUCACCCAGAACGUGUCUACAACGGCUACAACAUCUUUUCAGAAGAAGAAAAUUGAGAGACGUAGCCGUCGCAAGCGUAAGACCAACCUCCUCCUUGCGGGAAUAGCCUUGGUCUUCGCCCUCAGCUGGCUACCCUUAAACAUCUUCAACCUGCUCAUCGACUUCCGAGGCGAGUACUUCACUGGACGUGUGGACAUCAAACUAGCCUACGCGAUCUGCCACAUGUUGGUCCUCUGUUCGGGCUGCCUCAACCCUGUGCUCUACGGAUGGCUAAACGACAAUUUCAGAACGGAGUUUAUCAAGAUCCUGUGCUGUCCGUGUCUUGCCAUUCUGAAAACACGUCUUCUGAGACUCUGCUGUUGCUCCAAUCAGCACGCCGGUGUGCCAGCUAUCACGCUGACCAAGGUCAGCAACGGUCAGUCGCUUGCCUUGGACGAAGGUAUAGGAAAUGGAAAAAGGGAUUCACUUAUUGUACAGUUUCAGACCCAUGUUCCGUGAAAGUUUUACAAAGAACUAAAUCGGAAUUCUUUCUGGGCUAAGAAAGCCAAAAGUAUCACAUUCCUAAAGUUGACAUGCUAAUCGGCUAAUUAACAGCAUAUUUUACGCAAGCCAUGUAUAAAUUAAGUCAUACAUAUGCUAAGCCUGCUGGAGCAUGUGAGGAAAUUGAAAGACGAGCAGACUGACUGAUGCAUAAGAAUGCAGCUGUGCUAUAAUGUUGAAAAUGAUUAACAGACAAGCGUUUUGUUCUCUUUUACUGUAGUAUAAAUCAUAUACAGGCCUAAAUAAAAUUUUUAUUCACUUAUUUAUUGUCACUACAAACAUGAUUAUUUUAAACUUUCUUGAAAACAUUAAUUCAACGGUUCUCUGUCACAUGAAUGUCGUCUUUUUAUUUUUUUUAUUUUGCACUUUAUAUGUAUAUAUCUUGCCACUAUCAAAGUGUCAUAUAUUUAGUACACAAUUAAGUCAUUCCGUUUUAGCUUUACUAUAUAUACCAUUGACAAGUCUUUUUAAAAAAAAAGCUUUAUUAUAAUAUGAAAUGGAAUUUAAGACGUCUGUAAUAGAAGUGGUAAUAUAUCAAAUGAGUCGAAUAUAUUUUAAGUCCAUUAUAAAGGAAGAGUACAGUAGUUCACAGAACUACGAAUACUUUGCGUGUAACAAAGAAAGAUAUAAAGUAAAGGCCUUUAAAGGAGUUAUUUAUGUUGUAAUUUCGAGAUGUUAUGGUAAUUCAUUCCCAGACAUGUUGGAUAUGGACUUUGUUGUGUUUCUUCUAAACUUUUUUUUUGUGGCUUCUGUAAACUUAGAUACAUAUAUCACAGUUACAUAUUUAUUGCAUUUAUCGACUGAAAGUAGCCUUAAUUUAGACAACAAGGUUGGGUUGACGUUUUACUUACUACAAUUUAAAACUAAAGUUUUUAAUGUACCGGUAUAAAGUAUUAAUAUCACACAGUCUGUUACUAGCUGUGAAACCUGAAGAAGGAUAAUGCAGAUGUCCUUUCAGAAGUAGUCAAUAUGGUGCAUACUCUUGAGGCUGGUUGAUUGACUAAACAAGUAAUUCUGUGUUGAGACAUAGAUGUGUUGGUGGUAAGGAACCAACCAUCUUUGUUUCCUCCAGCUGUUCUAUUUAUUAGGUAUCUCAUUCCACGAGAAGUCAGCUCUUCUGAUUGGCUGUGAUACAUAAAUCAUACACAAAAUGUAUGUAAAGCUCACGCCUGGCUUUUCAGAUACUGUCAUAGAGGCUGUCUGGUAGGCCUAUCUUGCUGCAUUCAUUUUUUAGGUUUUAAUUCCUCUACUUAUAAUUUUUUAAAAAUAAUUCCUAAUUGCUUAAAAGCUUCCAAUGAUGAAAAAUGGUAUCUUGCUAAGAACAGAUGAUGACCCGGAAAAGAGGAGCAUACGACGAAAGUCUACAUCACAAGGAUGCAUAUUUAUUUUUAAAAAGCCACUGAAAAUUAGGAUUGGAUCUAGAAUCACUACCACUUUUAAAAAAAAAUGAAUAGAAACAGGCUUAGUUUCAAGAUUUUGAAAGUCUCUUAAGGUGUUCUUGGAACCGUGUUUUUGAGUUCCAGUCUGUAUUUCCUCUAUAAAUCAUUAGGCACAAUGAACAUAUUAUCGCAUAUAUCUUACCCCUGACAAUACCGUUUUAUUUACCACUGAUCUUGAGGGUCAAUUUUUGAACCAAGAUGGUGUCUAACACAAGCUUGACAGUUUCAAACAUGACAGUUACGUUGUUCACAUGGCUAAAUGCUAGUUUUAUUCGAAAUGUCAUUCAUUUUAAUUUAUACAACAAUGCAGUGACAAAAACACCCGUCUGCUAUUUAAUAAUAAACUUAUUAGGCUCCAUUCAUUUUUUCAACACCCUUUUAGUCUGAAGUAGGUCAACUCUCCUUCUCCAUUUUCCCGCGCUUUUACGGCUUUGUACCCAACAAGAUCGAAUCGAUAGGUUAACUAAAAGUCUAUUGAGUUGUCUUUUUCGUUUGUUUGUAGCUGAUGAAUGACUCAUGGCAAUCCUUGGCAAUCAAGUCCUGUUUUUGUUUCCAUUGAGUCCAGUAGGAUUUUUCUUUAGCCUAUGUAAUUCUGUGUAAAUUUCCAUUUCUUUGGACAAAGAAAAUGAUCUUCGUAUACAGUUGUUCACUCCUGCAGAAGUAAAUCUUUUUUUUAUGUUUUCUCCUAACAGUCCUAGCUCGAACCAACAUUUUGACCAUUUUCUCGUGCUAGUCUUUGCAGAUCUAAACAUAACAUAACAGCACGCAUACCACACCUAAUUUCAAUGCAUAACCGAAGUCGAGUGUAAUUGAAGGGAAAUAAAUCGAAAAUGCAUAUGUUUUAGCGAAAAAUAGUUAUAAAAUAUCACUGUGAGUAGUUUACAUAAAUCAUUCAUUUCGUUUAAAAACAGCGUAAUGUCAUGAGAUGCGACUUUUGGAUUAAUUUUUAAAUUAUAUGCGAGAAUAUAAAUAUGCAUUUCAUUUACCAUUUAAAAAAAAGGUGUCGGCUUGAGCGCCUAAACACACUUCAUUUAUGACUUUCUAAAAAUAAGAAUCAUCUCACUUUUGUGUGAGUCAAUGGAAACGUUAUAUCAACUUUACAUGUCUAUUAUGUUUUUUUGUUAACAAUCCAAGAUUUAUAACUUCAUGCUUUAGUGCAUCUCAUUGGACAGCCUGGAGAACCAUUCAAUGUGUAGUAACCUAGCAACAAGAAACAUAAAUACACAACACAAUGAAUUGUGAUUUCCUCCAAAUUAGUUUUUAAAAAAUUGUCAUAGCAAAUAUCUGGCGAUAGAAAGUAAAUGGCUAAAUUUUAUUGAUUUUUCAUAUUCUUCAACCUAAAAGCUACCAAUACAAUGACCAAAACCAAGUGCUGUAUUUUCCAUGAAAUUGCAAUAAUUGUGAGAGAGAAUGAAUGAGUAUUUUUAUUAACAAAAACAACAAAGAAUAUUAUAAAUAUUCUUUUGAUAAUUCCUAAAUUAUAUUGUUAAAAAUCAGUAUAAGAACCACAUUUCAUUUCUAUUAUGUUUUGUUACUGUAUGUUUUAUCAGGUUUUACUAGAAAAAAAUUUUAAUGACAUUGCUUUAUGUUUUAAUUAACAAUACAUCUGUGAUGCUGAAUUAAAAAAAAAUAAACUUUACCAUUGAAAACAAUGUAAGGUGGUUUUUCAAUGAAGUUAUAUAAAAUUCACAGCCUCUUAAGCACAAAGUUAAAAAAAAUUACCUUCUUGUGUUCAAAUUGAGUCCCAGAAAGCCUCUUUAUAAAAACAGGUGUAUGUAUUUAAUGGUCGUGUAAAUGUGCAAAAAUGGCAAUAUUAACUCAACAAAAUAAAAAAUCAUAUGGAUUGUUUUAAUCAUAAUUAUAUUAUUGAAAAGCACAUGUUAUUGGUGACAUAUAUUUGUAAUCAAUAACUUACAAAUAUUUGUUAAUCAAAAAGCAUGAAAUAGUUUCUUCUUUUUUUUUUUUUUAUUAACAUCCUUUUCAUUCCAAUUACCAGAUGUUAUAACACAAAAGAACACACAAAAAAAAGUUUAUCAUUAUUUAAUAAAACUUUGAAAUCGCUAAAUUUAAUAAAGACUAAUAAGUUUCAUAAAAUAUCUUUUCAAAAAAAAAAAUAUUAGAAGAAAAUAGAGGAAUCUUUGUAGGACAGUGUUUGAAGUAAAAAAAAAACUAACUUUUUGGAGUCAAGUAAAUAGAGUGAAUUAAAACAAACUAUCAAAUCUUUCUUUAAACAAAACAACAUACCUAUGUUCUUAAGAAAUGCACUCUUUUUUUUUCUUUUUUUUAAUGUGCAUGCUUUCAUAAAAGUAGUUGUUGCACUAAGAAACAGAUAUUUAACAUUUCUGUUAACAUUAUUUCAUAAUAUCUGACCUAAUUUCAGUGUGAAAGUCUAAUUUCCAAUAUCCCUCUUAGAUCUUGAGAUCUAACAAUCUUCUUUUUAUAUUAUAGAUUACAGAAGUUACACUCAUAAAAGAAAAUAAUGACAUCCUAUGCAUUUCAUUUGUCAAUGAAGUCUUGUUAGUAAAUCAGUGACCUAUUAAUUUUUAUCAGAAUAAACCAAAAGAGCAUCAAAAAAUUACAACUAGUUAUUAACAAUACAAUGCAUGGUAUUGUCAUAAUUAAAUGUCUGUAUUACAUAAAUUCUUAUCAGCUUAGUCUAUAAAAAAUACUCUAAAAGCAAGUUUGAAGUUAAUGAAAUUAAUACAACUUUUUAAAGACUCAGACUUACAAGCAGGUCUAAGUGUAUUUAGGAAAGUAGAUAAUGAUAUUUGUAAAUGGGUCAUACAAAAAUAA